AUGCAGAGCUUCCUGCAGCUGCUGAGGGGAAGCGGAGGUGCUGGCCUGCCCUUGGCGGACCUGGUGACCCUCGCAGGCAGGCUGUGCCGGGAGGUCCAGGACGAUCCCGCCCAGGUGCAGACCUUGGUCACGGCCGUGCUGGACAGCCAGCUCCGCCUGUACCUCUUGGACAACGCGGAUGUGGCCCUGGUGUGCGCCAGCAUGCUGGCCCAGCAGGAGCAGAACCGGGCUGCCUGCCAGCUGCUAGAGGGAUGCCGGGUGCCGGGUGGCAGCCUGAAGCUGGUGCAGCUCUGGAAUGACAUCCACUACCGUCUGGUCAUGAAGAGGCUCGGUGUGGCCACGCUGACUCCGGUGCAGAAGUUCCGGUGCAGGAAGAGGAACCCACCGCCCGCCUCCCUCUGCCCUGACGGCCUCAAGAGCCGGAACUUCCCCAGAGAAGUUCGCCAGAAGCUGCAGGAGUUUGCUUCGGGUGUGAGCACCAACCCCAGCAAGGCCGAGCGGGAGGACCUGGCUUCGGAGACGCGCUUGACCACUGAGCAGAUCUACAACUGGUUCGCCAAUUACCGGCGGCGCCAGAGGGCCCUUGUGCAGCGCGCGGCGCUAGCCCGGGACUCGGCGGAGGACCGCACCGCGAGGGAGGCCGGCCCGAGCCCCCCGCAGCCCACAGGCCAGCCCCACCUUGGCUCUGGGUGCGUGGACAGGCCUCAGUGGUCGGCAGGACCUGAGGAAAGUGGGUCUGUACAGACCCAGGAGACCACCCAAGGGCCGUGGGAGCCACUGGUCCUGGCCCCAGACUUCUCUGGAGACGAGACCAUGCCAAAGUCACUGGCUCCCAGCAGCAACGCCCGGAGCACAUACCUGGAGGAGGGUCCAGGUACCAGCGGUGGCCAAGCGGAGCCACAGGCGAGCGGCUUCCUGGUGCCCCGGCUUCCACUGCAGGCUCCCGAGUUCACCCUCACCCAGAGCCCCCUGGAGCUGGCCCCGGCCCCGCCUGCCUUCCCUGGCCCCGUGCCAGCCAUGGACUUGGGCCAGCCCAUGCCCUCCAGCCAGGUGCAGUGGCCCGAUGGCCAGACCUCCAGCGACGCCUUCUGGGGAGCCAGGAUGCUCCUUGAGCUUUCAGGGGGCAGCCUGGGCUGA
Molecule: messenger RNA, 1137 nt
Organism: Aethalodelphis obliquidens (Pacific white-sided dolphin)
Lineage: Eukaryota; Metazoa; Chordata; Mammalia; Artiodactyla; Delphinidae
Gene: ANHX
Product: anomalous homeobox
Exons: 8
Coding region: 1-1137 (378 amino acids)
Biological process (GO): regulation of skeletal muscle cell proliferation; skeletal muscle fiber development; regulation of transcription by RNA polymerase II
Cellular component (GO): transcription regulator complex; nucleus
Molecular function (GO): RNA polymerase II cis-regulatory region sequence-specific DNA binding; DNA-binding transcription factor activity, RNA polymerase II-specific
Source: RefSeq, a predicted model, not a curated record